This is a messenger RNA of Pocillopora meandrina, 3157 nucleotides long. Lineage: Eukaryota; Metazoa; Cnidaria; Anthozoa; Scleractinia; Pocilloporidae. The record is from the annotation of a GenBank genome assembly.
GCCAAGUAAUGUUUAUUAAAAACAACCACUAAAAGUGUUCAAAGAAAGACAGGGUAAUGAACGUACCUCUGUUGUCGCCCGCCAUAUUUGUUUCCUUGUGAAGGUAUCCGCUGACCUGACAGAGACGAUUCGUUGGUAUAGCAACAGAACGUGGAAAACGUCACGAUAUAUCAUGGCUUUGCAGAUUUCCUGAAAUUGGAACUAAGAACACAGUGUUUGGAACGCAUAGGCGUGGAAAAAGAGGAAACCAUGAGCUCCAAAAACAAACCGAAAGCCUCGUCUGCUAUUGAUGCAGCCAAUGAGUUAUCUUCACCUUUAGAUUUCUCCUUUAAAGCUUUGGAAGGAGUACAAGGUUUGUAAAUCAUUUGAUUUGUUGCCCACGUUCUUUUAUUGUCCUCGCGAAUAUUUGUGAUAACUUUUGUCAAUCUCUGAAACCUUUGUCACAGAUGCCCUGGAAGAAGAACCCAGACCGGUUCGUCACAAAAUUGAGGUAAACAAAGCGUAAAUUUUGGCCAGUAUGGAUUUACUUGGGAAGUUUACUCUUAUCUUAAAAUGUCUAUUUAAAAACAAAUUAUAUAAUUAUCUAGUAAACAAUUUCUGCUUUGCAGAGAACUGAAGGAUCUGGACAGUUCAAAUCAAAUUCAGUACGCUUCUGCAAUAAUAACAUCUCGAAUCUUGAGAAUUUGUCUUCCACGCUGGAGCAGUUGUUGGAAAAUCCGUUGGAGCUGGCAUGGCUUGACUUGUCUUUUAAUGAUAUAUCCACCAUCGACAAGGUAAGUUUGUACUUCGGAUAUCAAGACUAACUUUACGAUCAAGUUAUAACGACAUGAAGAAUUUCGUACAUCCUAUGUUGCUGUUCAUCAACUGAGUGAGCUGUCAAGGGAUCAGUCUCCUUUUCCAGACCUUCAGAGUUUAGGACUCAGGAGGGCACCUUGAUGUAUGUGCCAACCAGAUCUCUAUAAUUGGACUCCAAUUUAAAAGGAUUGUACUCUCAAUGUGAUUCCCUGUUUAAGAGAUUGGUCCACAUUCAGUACAAAGUGCAAGAGAUUUGGUAUAUUUCAAUGGCCGGCCAUUAUAAUGGCUGAUGAUGAUUUUAAGGUUGUAUCUACCCUCUGCUUAUCACUUUUUUAGCAGAAUACUUGCCUAGGCUUUGGGGAUAAGGAGGAACUGGAAGGAGGGAAGUGGCUUUAAAUCUUUCAGCCAGGGAUAAAGAAAGCUGCAAGUUAGAUUUUAUGGAGGGUUCCAAGAGAUACAAUUUUAGUUGUUCUGCGCUCUUCUUCAUGGUUGCAUUGAUUUGACCUCUUUAAGAUUCUAGAUAGUAUUUCUCCCUACCAUACUAAGCAAACAGGUGACAAGAGUAAAGAAAAAUAUCUAUUAGGGGAUUAUUAGUUGAUCCAAUACCAAAUCCUCCCAACUAACUUUAUAAGAAUUGUAUGACAGACAUUAUGGAGAACUGAAUUCUCUGAACUAACAUUAUAAAAAUUGUGUGGUUGACAGUGAUGAGAAUGACAAAUUUGAUCUGGGAGUUAAAGGGUUAUUUGUUUUGUUAAUUUGCUUGACCUCAUUACCUUCUGUGUUAUUGACAAUGCUAAUUGCAAUUGGCCCUUAACUUCCAAAAGUGAUUUACAUGUUUAUUACACCCAUUUUGAAAUCACUGGUGGUCCCUGUAAUCUGAUUGGCUCUAAUUGGUGCGAUUUAUUCAUGAAUUGCACCAUUUUUUUAAACUUAUUUACUAGGAAAUGUGUAGCAGCUAGAGGGGAGAAUGAGAAAUUUCACAGCUUGGGAAUUGAAGGGUUACAAAUGUAAUUCCCUUUUCCAUUAGUGGUGAUUUGACAGACGAUGACAGACCACUAAGAGAGGUCUGCUCCAUUGGUGUUCCUGGUGCAAGGAUUGGUCUUAGAUUUUUUGCUUUCACUUGAUGCCCUUCUAAUCUGUUGUUUCAUUAAGCAAUUAUUAGACAAGGUUGAUGGUGAAAAAACCAAAUUCCAUAACUGUUUUUUAAACAAUCUACAAAAGAAGAAACUUCUCUCUGAGCUUGCAAAAGUUUGAGAACAUUACAUGGACAAGGGGCUUGGAAACAAGGCAGAGUUUGAACUUGACAUGAUAACUCAAUAUCUGCUGCAGAUAUUGGCUUGUCAUGCCACACCCUGUUGUAUAUUGACAGUAUGCUCAAGACCAAUCAGAGUUUUCAUAGUUUGUCUAAUGUACAAUAAUUAAAAAGAUUUGACCUUCUUUGCUCGUAGGUCUUGCUACAGUAUCCAAAGCUGAAGAUUUUAAACCUGCAUGCAAACAGCAUUGAAAAACUUUCAGAAGUGGACAAACUAGCUGAACUUCCAGAGCUUAUUAGUCUAACACUGCAUGGAAAUGACAUUGAAGACCUUCCUAGUUAUAAACAACACAUUAUUUCAACACUGCCAAGGCUCAAGACACUGGAUUAUACACCAAUUACAAACCAAAACCGAGCUGAUGCUCGUACAUGGAGGGAGAAUUGUCGGAGGAAGUAGAUUUGCAACACAGGGAGGGAUUUAAUUCCUCUAGCUUUCUUGGGGGUGUAUUUUGUGAGUACUGACAAUGUAAAGAUAGUUAAAUUGAAAACUUCACAUUGUAUAAAUAAUAGUGUUGUGGAUCUGUGUAAAAACAUUUCAAGAGAAGGUUAAUCUCUGGUAGAGUCCAGGCUGAACAAAGUUUCAUGUUUUGGUGAAAUAAACUUAGCACUUUUACAGUAUAAUGAGUCUGCAGGAAUUGGUGUAGUAAAACUUGAAAGUGCAAAAAACAAAUUUUGUAACAAUGUUACUGUAAAAGCGUGAUCACCUUUGGUUGAGAAUUCAGCCCGAAAAGAAAAAAUUGUCAGUAAAAUCAUACAACAAACAAGAUAAGUUUAGUUACCAGGUUAAUGAACAACUUAACAUUAAUUAUCAAUGUUGUCAAAAGAACUAAUUAACUCUUUGCUCACCUCACAAUAAAGACCAGUGUAAAUAGCAUUUUAACUUGAAAUUUUUAUCUCUUAUUAUAACCUCAAAACUUUGUUUUCUUUUUAUCUGCAUCACAGCCAACCUUCGGUAUUUCUUUUUCCUUUCCCUGGCAAUAUUUUUUUGAUGCAUUCUUCUCCAGCAAUGAUUUAUAAGGUGAAUACAAUGUUAUCCAGUGGAAGACACAG